AUGAGCUCGAAGCGCAGAAGCGGCCCUGCAGGCGACCCCGACGACUUUCUAGCCACGCCUGAUCCCAAGCGACGCAAGCGGAGCGACGAAACCCAUUUCCCUGAGGUCGAAACUCGAGAGACCACCACAGAGAUCGGCCUGAGACUCGUCCGGCAGUUGAAAAAGUCGCAAGACAAGAAUGGCCGCAACGUCGCAAUCCCGUUUCUGGACCUGCCCAGCAAGGUCGAUUAUCCCGACUAUUACCAGCAGAUUGCCAUGCCUCUCUCCCUCAACAUGAUCGAGCAGCGACUGGAGAAUAAUGAAUAUGACACCCUCGAGAUGCUGGAGUCAGACCUGAAGAGAAUGGUGCAGAAUGCGAAGGACUAUAACAGCAAUCGAUCUUCCAUCUUCGAGGAUGCUGAGCGCAUACGCAAGGCUUUGUCCAAUUUCAUGCCAAAGCACAAUCCGGCGUAUCUGCGACCAGAUUAUCGUGCCUAUCCGACCCCCAUUCCGCAGGAACUGCUUGAUCAGGUUCGACGCCAGUCCACGUCGUCUGAAGGGACCACGGCUCCAGAGAGAGUCAAGCUGGUGUUCCCCAACCCUGCGGUGCGGCGACGCCAAAGUGAGGCCACUCCAUCUACUGAACCCCUUAGCGACGCGAGGGAAGAUGUGAGGGAAGAGCAGUUGAAGUUUCUGCAGGAUCUGUCAGAGCAGGAAGAUGCAAUCAAUUUUGAGGAAAAGGUAUCCAAAAAGGAUUAUCCCGACUAUUACAAGCUGGUUAAGAAACCGACAUCCAUAUCGGAUGUAAGGGCUUUGGUGGAAAAGGAUGAAAUCCAAGAUUGGGACGCGUUGGCGAAAGAAGUGCGACUUAUUUGGGACAACGCGAAAGAUUACAAUCAGGAAGGGUCCGACAUCUACCUGAUGGCGGAAAAACUUGAGGCCUGGUCAGAGUCCCAGAUGCAGUCACUUGGUGCUCGACCAAGACGCAAUCUCAAGCUUUCUUUGUCCCAGCCAAAACCAAAGGCUCUGCGACUGACGAUGGCUUCGUCCACGCCUACGCCAAACCUGGUCGGUGGUACCAUUGACAGCGAAUCUCUCCGACGACAGAAAGAAGAGAUGGGUCAAGCCUUGAGUAGAGUGCAGAGAGCCAGUUCGAAGGCCACACAGGUCAACGGAUCAACCCCUGUGCCUUCAAGCGCUGCCCCGAGUGUUCGUCGAAGCGCCUCCCUGGCUACCACGACUGAGCAAGCUGAUACAACCACGAGCGAGGUCAAAGUCAAUGGGACCACAAGCACUCCUCAACCCCAGGAAGCCGUGAGAGCUUCACAACCUCCUGCGCAGACUCCAUCACAACAGGUGCCGAGCCACGUUCAAGAAAUCGAAAUCGAUCUUCCGAAUACGUUGCCUCUCACUAACGGUACCCAUCACCCCGAUCCCUCUGCGCCGCACUCUUCUAGCCCUGGAACGAGCACGAAUCCACCGGGGGCCAAUGACAAUUACUUGAACCAGUCCGUCAUUCCCAUGGAACGGCGCUUUCGUGAUCCCGGCAGAGGCUGGUCCCACGCAUUGCUCGCCUCCGUGACGUUCAUGACGAACCCAUCUCUGCCGAACGACCCACGUUGGAAACUGGUCCGCUACGGCUCGGCCACCAGGACGCAGACAAGUGGUUUCAUCGCUCUACCUGCUCACUACCGCGAUCUACGCAUCAUUCCGACCACCACUACUGAACUCGCCCGUCGUCGCCGACAUCGCAUUUUUUUCAUGCACAACAACACGGUUUACAAGGAAAGCAACAGUAAUCAUGUGGAGGGGGCGUUUGAGGUUAGGCUUGUUCCGGGAGAGAAUGUCCUUGUUGUGGAGGUGUUGGCAGAUUUGAGAGAGGGAGAACGAAAGACCUAUGCGCCCAGUCAAAUGCAGUUUGACUUUGAGAGGUCCACGUUGAUUGUACAUCUGAGCACGAACUGA
Fonsecaea erecta is the source of this 1944-nucleotide messenger RNA. RefSeq lists its product as hypothetical. The coding region runs from base 1 to 1944 and encodes 647 amino acids. The transcript has 5 exons. Lineage: Eukaryota; Fungi; Ascomycota; Eurotiomycetes; Chaetothyriales; Herpotrichiellaceae. Gene Ontology annotation, biological process: chromatin remodeling. Gene Ontology annotation, cellular component: RSC-type complex. Gene Ontology annotation, molecular function: protein binding. The record is from RefSeq and is a predicted model, not a curated record.